Effrenium voratum is the source of this 1128-nucleotide messenger RNA. The record is from the annotation of a GenBank genome assembly. Lineage: Eukaryota; Dinophyceae; Suessiales; Symbiodiniaceae.
AUGCGCAUCGUGGCCUUCGCAAAGUCCCUGGCCGCCGAUGCCAGGUCGGAGGAGGAGGCACCAGCGGCUGCUGGAACCAGCGAAGCGGCGGACGCGGCGGACGCGGCCACCGCGGCCAAGGCGGAGGCUCCCAGCACGGCCAACGUCAAGCUGACGGCGGACAAGGAGCUUCCAAAGGGCCUGCGGCAGCGGAAGAAGAAGGAAUCCGAGGAGGAGAAGGAGGCCCGCAACAAGGCGCUGCUCUCCGGAGAGGCCCCGGCAGCUGCCGCCGCGAGCGAGGAGGGCCCAGUGGCCGCCAAUGGCCAGCUGAAGCCAAAGCCGGUUCCAGAAGGCCUAUGGGCUGCGGUAUCCUGGUCCCACAAGGAGCAGGUGAAAGCCCGCCAGGCAGCUGCCAGCGCUAUGCAGUUCGACCUGCUGCUGAUCCUAACGAAGCCUGUGAUUCCGCUCAUUAUGCUGGUGGCGUUGGGACAGGUGUGGAACGGCCUUUUCUCCUCCAUCGUGAUCGGGCAUGCGCUGCGUAAAUGGGUGCCGCAGAUGAGUUAUGAGGCCCACCACCUGCUGUGCGCGCUCUUCGGGGCGAUGCACACCUUGCUGGGGGUCUCCGCUUCCAAGCUGGAGGACUAUGCCCAGCGCGAGGGCAGCAAGAUGCUCCAUUUGACCUGGGCCUGGUCCUUCAAGGACGUGCUCUCGGUGAUGCACAUGGGCCAGCUCGGCGCUGCGGUGACGGCCAUGUCUGCGCUGGGCAACGAGCCGUCCUAUGCUGCUUCCUUCGCGUCUGGCAUCGCUCUGCGUAUCGCUGUUGGCCAGGACUUCUUCCAAGGCCUUGGCUUCGUGCGCUCCGGGGCGGACUACUUCCAGGUUGCACUGAAGGACCUUGGCAUUUCUUUGGAUGCCGCUGAGGAGGUGGUUGCCUACAGUGGAGGUGGCAUCGGAGACUGUGGAGGCGGACCUUUCCGAAUGCUCAUCGGCGAUGAAACGCUGGCGUCCAUUGCCGCUACCACGCUGAAGGCCUGGCUGCUGCUGCUGCCAGCCCUCUCCACAGCUCAGUGGUUUCAGCGCACCAUCCAAGCGCAACGCAUGCUGGGGUCCGCCCACCCCCCCUCGCGGACGGGUGGCUAUGAAGGUUAA